UUAACAAGCAAAUGGGGGUGAAAAAGAAGAAUGAGCAACAACGCUACGCUUGUUUGUGUUCCAUCGUACACUCACGAAAAUUUUACAAAUUGUACAGUAUAAAGUAAUCGAGCAGUAUUUAGUUAGUAAAAGCAAAACAAAUCACGAAAUGCCCAAACCAAAGGCAAAAGCGAAGCCAAAAUCCAAAGCGGCGGCAGCAGCCGCAUCAAAAAGGGAGGCGACCAAGAACAACAAUGCCGUUUCGGCCGAAAAGGAAAACGAAAUGGAGAUCAGUGAUCCGACCUCCGUUCCCAUCCGGGAACAAUGCAGAGGAGGCGCGGAAUCCAUGUACACAAUAAUGCGUCACGCGGAACUCAAGGAGUCACUCCACAAGCGCUACGAAAAGGAGCUGCAGCAACUGUACUCGAGGAUGGGCCACCAAGAGUUUCUGAACACAUUCAUCAAUGUGCUGAAGACUGUACUCGAGGCGGAGGAGAGCAACGAGAACGGUAACAAGGCCCUGUCCUUUUGCGCGAAAUUCGUGACCAGCUUCGAGUCGGAGAAGACGCACCCCAUGAUGACUGAAACAUUCCACUGGCUGUUGACUACAUAUUCCAGCAGUCCGCACGUUCGCUAUCGGAUUUGCUACUUUGUGAAUCUGAUACUUGAGACACUGGGACCCAAUGCGGCACUCGACGACACGCAGUGCGACGAGAUUAUCGAGACUAUGCUGGAGCGCGUGAAGGACGUGUCGGCCGGUGGGCGCAAGCAAGCAGUCCUGGCCAUGCAGCGUCUCCAGAUUCCGGACAAUCCCGUCGAUCCAGUUGUCUGCGCCUAUUAGUUCCAUCUGUCUGCGGAUCCCUUG
Molecule: messenger RNA, 844 nt
Organism: Drosophila miranda
Lineage: Eukaryota; Metazoa; Arthropoda; Insecta; Diptera; Drosophilidae
Product: condensin complex subunit 3-like
Exons: 3
Coding region: 149-820 (223 amino acids)
Biological process (GO): mitotic chromosome condensation
Cellular component (GO): condensin complex; cytoplasm; condensed chromosome
Source: RefSeq, a predicted model, not a curated record